Rotaria socialis is the source of this 1218-nucleotide messenger RNA. The record is from the annotation of a GenBank genome assembly. NCBI's taxonomy places the organism in Eukaryota, Metazoa, Rotifera, Eurotatoria, Philodinida, Philodinidae.
AUGGCUUCAAUUCAUUUUCCAUUUAAUAUAACAUGUAAUGCGUCUCCAUCUGGAACAGUUUAUGUGGAUUCCGCACCACCUAUGCCACCAUCGUAUCUUCAAGCAACAGCUCUGAUUAUCUAUACAUUAUUGAGUAUUCUUACUGUUGGUGGAAACGCUCUUGUAUGUUUUAUAGUAUUUCAUUUCAUGGGUGUUAUUACUGUUACAAAUUUAUUUAUUGCAAAUUUGGCACUAACCGAUCUUUUUAUCGGUCUUUUUUGUAUUCCAAUUGUGUUUAUAUCAGAUUAUCUUUUAUCUGAUUGGCCAUUUGGAGAAUUUAUGUGCAAAUUUACAUCAUUUGCACAGUCUGUUGUUGUUGUUUGUACAGUAUAUACAUUAGUGGCUAUGUCAGUUGACCGUUAUAUAGCAAUAAUUCACCCAUUAAAGCCAAAAUUAACAAGAAAACAAUGUCGACUAUUAAUUGCUUUACUGUGGGCAUUUUCAAUAUUAUUUAGUUCACCAAUAUUUAUUGAUAUGGAUAUAAAGCAUACUUGUUUUCAUCGUGAUUCAGAUAAUAUAACAGAACAUUCGCAAACAGUAUGCGAAGCAAUGAUUCUCCCGUCAUCACUACAAGCAGCCUAUAAUUUUGCAACGAUCACUAUCAUCUAUAUUGUUCCAUUAUGUGUACUAACAAUAGUUUAUAUACGUCUUGGUUGGCGAUUACACCAAAGUCGUGCACCAGGUGAAGCACAUUCAGAACGUGAUGCUAAAAUUAAAAAAUCCAAGCAGAAAGUCAUUAAAAUGUGUUUUGUUGUUGUAAUUAUGUUUGGUGUAUGUUGGCUCCCAAUGCAAUUAUAUACAAAUAUAUUACGACCAUAUCUUACUGAAAUCAUCCAUGAAAAAUAUGUUCCACAUGUUUAUUUUGCUUUUCAUCUUAUGGCUAUGAGUAAUUCAUGCGUUAAUCCCGCUAUCUAUGGUGUUAUGUCGUCAAAAUUUCGUGCUGGUUAUUUACAUUAUUGGCAUAAUUUAGUAACAUGUUGUGGUUUAUUUAAUACUUGUGCUGUAAAAAGGACAGAACAAACCGAGAACGUUACAAAAACAGCAUUAUUUCAUGUGAAUCGAAAACGAUACGAAUUAAAUUUAAUAACUCAUGAUAUUGACUUUGAUCGAUCAAGUGAUAUAUCAGCACCUUGUUCUAUUCGAUUGAUAGCAUCAAUAAAAACAUCAUCAAAUGAGUAG